CUAGCCUGAGGAAAGUUCAGGUGAUGAAAAACUCCACCAGCAGUCAAUUAUGAACUUGUAACACCAUGGAAGAAAAGGAGCUGGAGGAAAACAAGGAACACAAUUAUUUGUCUUCCUCUUUCAGAUAUGCAUUGAAGGCUGGCGAAAGAAAAAUAAAAACAUUACUGGAGUCGUUUACUUGAUACCAGUCUCAAACCAUUGGUUACUUUCACACAAGAGUCUCCCAGGAUGACUAGAUGAAGAGACGUGAGCAGUGUGGAUUGCUAUGGAACCAGUCCCCAACUGUAGUGACGUGUGUGGCUCCACAGACUGCAGCUUCGACCCAGGAAUUAACACAGAGGAAGGCUGGAAGGUGCUGCAGAAACUCUGCAAAAUUGCCAUCACGAGCUCAGUGAAUGAGUCCCGGAUCUCACCCGCUCUCUGCUCUGUGAUUUGGGUAUUGCUGUCCUGUGGAAUACUGCUGGCAAUAUUCUUCUUAGCCUUCACUCUCAGAUUCAAAAGCAACAGGAUUGUGAAAAUGUCCAGCCCCAACCUCAAUGUGGUAACCUUGUUUGGAAGUGUUCUCACUUACAGCAGUGGCUUUAUGUUUGGGAUCGAAGAGAGCACAUUACUGCCAGGAACAGCCAUGAGAACACUGUUACAGGCACGGAUCUGGACUUUGUGCAUUGGCACCUCGCUUGUGUUUGGACCAAUCUUAGGAAAAACAUGGCGGCUUUACAAGGUUUUUACCCAGCGCAUGCCAGACAAGAGGGUGAUUAUUAAAGAUAUCCAGUUGAUGGGAUUGGUUGCUGGUUUAAUGCUGGUGGAUGUAGUUUUUCUGACAACCUGGGGCCUGACUGACCCAGUUCAGUGUAUGAAAUCUAUCAGCGCAGCACUAAGGGUGUCUAGCAGGGACGUCUCUUACUCUGUGACAGACCUGGAGACCUGUGCUUCUGUGUACACUGAUGUGUGGAUUAUUCUUAUUUCUGUCCUCAAGGGGAGCCUUCUGCUGUAUGGGACAUACUUGGCUGGGCUGACCAGUAAUGUGAGCUCUCCUCCUGUAAACCAGUCUCUCACCAUCAUGGCAGGGGUCUACCUCAUCACCCUGUCAGCUGGAGUUACCAUUCCUGUCACACGCUUCUUCUACACCUGGCCCAACCUGGUAUACAGCUUCAUCUCCGGGACAAUCUUUAUCUGCACGCUGACAAUCAACUGUCUGGUAUUUAUACCUCAGUUGACCCAGUGGAAGCAGUUUGCAGAUGAACUGAAUCAAAGUCCUAGACAGAUGGCAAAGUACUUCAGCAGCCCUAGCAAAAGCAUCCAUUCUAUGUACAGCGAGGAGGAGAUUUACUGCUUGCUCGGAGAGAACAGCUCCAUGAAGAGGCUACUAACAGAGAAAAACGCAGUGAUAGAAAGCUUGCAAGAACAAGUGAACAAUGCCAAGGACAAGCUUAUGAAGCUGAUGCCAGUGCACUGUGGCAAGGAUCACACAGAACUGAAUUCCACCACCAAGUCAAGCUUAGCAUUCACUCAGAUCACAGAGGUCAGACUUGAAGGCCAUAGCCAGGGAAUGGAAGGCCUGGAAAUUAUUAAAGAACCGUAUUCUUCAGACACACCUAGCAAUCUAGAAAGCAAACCUGCUCCACAGAAGGAUCUAGUAUUUACUUCAGUAUUGGAGUAUAACAGAGACCAUUGCUCAAGUCAUGACUUGGGAUCGGUCAAUGUUAGGCAACAUUGUGACUCCCCCAGUCAUAUAGAUACGGAGCUGCACCAAUUAGAUUCUAAACCUGUUUCCAAUCCUCAUCAGAACAUCAACCUUCAGAACAACAAAACGGAGAAAUAUGUGCUGUUGACAUCCUCAGAUUCAGGCUCAGCACUGCAUAUGUCACCUAAAACUGUGGCUCCUGAGAGCUCUGAUUCAACCAAGGAGCAGUUAAUGGCAAAUAAGCACAACUAUGUAAGCAGUGAGAAACUACAAGAGAUCUUACAGGAUCUCAGUAUAGAUGCGGUCAGCUCUUUAAGGUCACCAGCCAUGGCAAGGAAAGAUGCAAAUAUACAAGAAGCUGACCCAUCAAGGAUGCAAAAGGAAUUACAGUUUUACUGCCAAAGUAUUUCUCCAUACAUAAUGAGGAAAAGAAGGCCUCCGUUCAAUCCAAUGAGGGGGGCCCCUCCUCCAUAUUGUUUCCCUGGGUAUUUCCCUCCACAUGCGAGGUGUGUGGCAAGCAAUGAACUUGUAAGAAAACAUAAUAAUAUGGACACAAGGACUAAACCCAACAGUGAUGAUUUGCUUCCUCCAAAUACGGCUUCAAAGGACGUGGAUCAGCUCCCAACCAUAAGCAAAGAUGAACCCUCUUCUUAUGGUUCACAGUUGGCAUCAGUGAGAAGGGCUAAGUGUGGUAACAGGUGUGACUACCCUGGGGGCUACUCUGACUCUCACAAGAAGUCAGAACAAGCUUGUAUAUGUAGUAUUAAACCUUUCUCAGGGUUUAACUCCAAAGGUUUACCAUGCAGAGAAUCAGAAAUAGAAGACCUGGAGCAGUCUCUCUAUGAUUAUUCAGACUCAGACUCGAGUAGCUCCGAGGAGGAUUUUUGUUACAAACCUUACUACGACACUUAUUUUCAGGGACCAUAUGAAUCCACUGAGAGUAAUACCUCAGAAACAUCAGACAGUGAACUAGGUGUAUCUCCGGCUCACUGGGUUAAGGCCUACAGUAAGGCCCAUCCUGUUGUUAACUUUAAAGAGGACUUGAAACCAACUUUUGUAUAGACAUAUUUCCUAAAUGGCUUCUUCUAUGAUAGACAGCUUGACA
Acipenser ruthenus (sterlet) is the source of this 2789-nucleotide messenger RNA. RefSeq names its product G protein-coupled receptor 156 (gene gpr156). Gene Ontology annotation, molecular function: G protein-coupled GABA receptor activity. Bases 266 to 2746 code for a protein of 826 amino acids. Gene Ontology annotation, cellular component: G protein-coupled receptor heterodimeric complex; membrane. The record is from RefSeq and is a predicted model, not a curated record. Gene Ontology annotation, biological process: gamma-aminobutyric acid signaling pathway; G protein-coupled receptor signaling pathway. Lineage: Eukaryota; Metazoa; Chordata; Actinopteri; Acipenseriformes; Acipenseridae. The transcript has 10 exons.